AGCAACCAACUCCUCAUGCCCAAAAAACAGCAUCUCCCCCCUCAACCCUACCUGAGAACUUUCACCAAAUAGAUAUAUCUAAAACCCUCACCAUCUCAACUGUUUUUUCGGUCUAUCCUUGUCUGUUUCUUCCCUUAUGGACGCCUUUAACACCUCUUUGCCCUUACCCUUUACCUACACCUUUACCAUCAAUACUAGUACUUCUAGCAUGGGUACUACCAGCAACCCUUGGAUGGACAGCAGGAUAUGGAGUAAGCUACCACAAAGGCUGCUCGAUCGAGUGAUUGCAUUUCUUCCACCUCCAGCCUUUUUCCGUGCUCGUUCUGUCUGCAAAAGAUGGUAUGGACUCUUGUUCUCCAACAGCUUCCUGGAAAUGUAUAUGCAAGUAUCUCCACGCCGCCAUUGGUUUCUCUUUUUCAAGCAGAAAACAAUGCUCAGGACGUACAUCUACAGAAACAACAACAAUGGUGGUAGUAGUAAUGGAGACAACAGAGCCAUUUAUGAAGGAUAUCUCUUUGAUCCUUACGACAUAGCAUGGUACCGUCUUUCCUUCACCUUGAUUCCACCAGGGUUCUCGCCUUCUUCCUCCUCCGGCGGGUUGGUCUGUUGGGUCUCCGACGAGGCUGGAACAAAGAAUCUAAUCCUCUGCAAUCCUCUGGUUGGUUCUGUAAGCCAACUGCCGCCUACUUUAAGACCUCGCCUUUUCCCUUCGAUUGGGUUAACAGUUAGCCCCACGUCAAUAGAUGUCGCUGUGGCCGGAGACGACCUGAUUUCUCCUUAUGCCGUUAAGAAUUUAACUACUGAAAGCUUUCAUAUAGAUGCAGGGGGCUUUUACUCUCUCUGGGGCACAACAUCUUCCCUUCCAAGGCUCUGUAGCCUUGAAUCAGGACGAAUGGUUUACGUCCAGGGCAAGUUCUACUGCAUGAAUUAUAGUCCAUUCAGCGUCUUGGCUUAUGAUAUUUCUGUAAACAAUUGGUUCAAGAUUCAAGCCCCAAUGCGGAGGUUUCUCCGAUCCCCAAGCCUGGUGGAGAGCAGGGGAAAGCUGAUUCUCGUGGCAGCUGUGGAGAAGAGUAAGCUGAAUGUACCAAAAAGUCUGAGACUUUGGGGUUUGCAAGCUUGUGGGACGACGUGGGUGGAGAUUGAGAGGAUGCCUCUGCAACUCUAUCUGCAAUUUGCAGAAGUGGAAGGUGAGAACGGGUUUGAGUGUGUUGGACAUGGAGAGUUCAUCGUUAUUAUGAUCCGGCAAUCGGACAGGGCUUUGCUAUUUGACAUAUGCAGGAAGAGGUGGCAGUGGAUUCCACCGUGCCCUUAUAUCCAUGGUGGUUUUGGCGUCGGCGGUGGAGAGGGUGGGGAGCUCCAUGGUUUUGCCUAUGAGCCGAGACUUGCCACCCCAGUUGUCGGUCUUCUGGACCAAUUGACACUUCCCUUUCAGUCUUUUAGUGGUUAAUAUAUUUCCACAUUUGCACUUGAUGUAGGAAUGUUCACUGUUUCAGUACUGUUUACCAUGUGUAUUGCUAGAUGUGAAUGGUAUGUUCCUGUUUCAAUGUUUCAUGUUUCAAUGUUUCGUUUCCUCCGAGACUGUCGUAAGUUUUACUGACAUGCUCACACAGACAAACUCCAGUACUCCACUUUACUAAUAAUGAGUUCACCAUAAC
Molecule: messenger RNA, 1655 nt
Organism: Rubroshorea leprosula
Lineage: Eukaryota; Viridiplantae; Streptophyta; Magnoliopsida; Malvales; Dipterocarpaceae
Source: the annotation of a GenBank genome assembly